Molecule: messenger RNA, 1767 nt
Organism: Talpa occidentalis (Iberian mole)
Lineage: Eukaryota; Metazoa; Chordata; Mammalia; Eulipotyphla; Talpidae
Gene: CUNH8orf33
Product: chromosome unknown C8orf33 homolog
Exons: 5
Coding region: 1-639 (212 amino acids)
Source: RefSeq, a predicted model, not a curated record
AUGGCGGCCCUGGGACCUCCGGCCCGGGAGACACCGGCGGCCCCAGGCGCCGCGCGCGCCCCGCCCCCGGCGGCCCCUGAGCGGCCCCGUCCGGCGCGUCCCUGCCCCGCCGGCCCCCGGGCGCUCUGCGCGGGCGGCGCGGGGGACGCGUCCUCCAAGAUGCGAGAGAAGAAGGGAUCCCGGCGUGGGGCUCCGGUGCCGGCUGGAGGCGGGAAGGCCCCGGAAAAGCCGGUCCCAGAGGAAGCCCCCCCGAGCGCGGAGGCCCAGGCGGAGCAGCUGGCCCGGGAACUGACCUGGUGCGUGGAGCAGCUGGAGCUGGGCCUCAAGAUGCAGAGACCCAGCCCGAAACAGAAAGAGCAAGCUCUUGGGGCCAUCCGAACCCUGUGCAGCGGAAAAACUCCCCUUCCCCGGAAGAGGCAGCUGAUGCGCUCCUGGUUUGGGGAUUACAGGGCUCGCAUGGAGGCCGAGCGGCAGGAGGCCCUGCGGGCUCUCAGGGCUGCAGCCCACUGUGCCCGGGUGGGGCCUGUAGAUGAGGCCACCAGAAGGAAGAACAGAAGGGUCUGCAGGCUCCGCUUGGCAGGGGGAGCCAGGGCCACCCAGGACACUCCUGAUGAAGAGUUUAGGUUCAACUUCUUCUGACCUCUUCCAGUCCUGGAACAGCCUGGUCUCUGGGUGCAGGGGGGCUUGUCCUGGGUGUAGGCCUUUCUGGGAAUGCUGUGUCUGGCACAUGUGGGGUUGGUCUUUCUCUGAUUAGUGUGUAACUAAUGAGGGCAAAUUACGUGAUCAGAUGAUUUAUCCAUGUGGAGUGAGAGAGCACAAUUACUUUUAUGUCAGCUUUUUUGAGGCCUACGUAAAAAUGCUUUCAACAUUCAGUUGCUUAUAUUCUCAAUGAACCCAAUGGCCCAAUCUCUCUUCCUCUUGGAUGGCAGAUUCUUGGCCCCAUGGAAGCUAUUGGACAAACUCCCUUUUCCACCUGAAAUUCUAGUCCUUGUUCCCCUAGAGGAUUCCCCUAGUUUAGAAUACAACACUGUGUAUUAGAUAUUAUUCUUCUUUGUUCAUGAAAUUACAGCACUGUUGUUAAACUAGAUAUUCCCAGGUGGAGAUAUUUUACAGUAUUUUUGGUGCUAAUUAUGUGGAAGAAAUCUUAACUCCCUAGUCCUCAACUAUAAGAAUACAGGAGAUUUUGUGAGGAUAAUAUAUGAGACACUUGGAAAAAUAAAACUAUUAAAAACACUCAUAAUGUAAUCAUGCAUAUGUUUGGGAUCAUAAAUUGAAAAGUCAGUCACCCCUUGGAACAUGAAGUCAAGGUAAACAAUGAUGAGAAUUUGAUUGUAUCUAGUUCAAAUGCUGUAAUGACUGUGAUCUGAGAUGCUGGAAAUGGAAACAUCCCAAGGGACUGUCUCAGUAACUGGCCACAGGAACCUGAUAGACUAGGCUGAGCUACAGGAGGACCUCGGACACAUGCCUGAAGGCUGGAGGCUAAGGCCUAGUGUCAAGGUUUAGGGUUGAGAUAAGGGGUGAGGGCCAUGAGUCAGAGAGUUAGGUCAGAGUUUAUAUAGUCAGCGGACCUCUUGAGACAGGAUUCUUGCACUUAAUGCGUCUCCCAUGUCUUCAGGCUUUGAUGCCACGUUUCUUUCUACUGUGAAUGGUAUUCAAUUGCAUGCAUGGGGUACAAAAGAGAUUUUUCCCUCUACUUUUCCAGAUUCUUGGCUGAGAUCACCUUCCCCCAAUUUAAAAAAGGGACACAUUAGCAGGAUAAAAACAAAU